Raphanus sativus (radish) is the source of this 606-nucleotide messenger RNA. RefSeq lists its product as uncharacterized. The record is from RefSeq and is a predicted model, not a curated record. Lineage: Eukaryota; Viridiplantae; Streptophyta; Magnoliopsida; Brassicales; Brassicaceae. The transcript is spliced from 3 exons. Bases 117 to 485 code for a protein of 122 amino acids.
UACUGAAUCGGUCUCGAUCAAAAAUCCUUUUUUGUGUUCAUCCCCUCGACUGUUUCGCGUUUUCGAUUUCUUCUUGGCAAAUACAAUAUCUCCGGUCCGGUGGAAGUUGGAAGAAAAUGGCUAAUGAAGAUUUCAUAUACAGAAUCAGUACGGAGCAAGAGUGGCAAGAGUUCCAGAAAAACGGAUCUUCUUUUGGUGGUGAGCUCGAUAAGUCAACUGGUUGCUUUCAUCUCAGCAAACUCCAUCAGGUGCAAAUGACAUUGCAGAACUUCUUCUUGAACGCUAAGGAGGAUCUUUACCUUCUUCAAAUCGAUCCUAAGAAGCUUGGAGAUGGAUUGAUCUAUGAAGCAGUGGAUGAUGUGAAUAGCUUCCCUCACUUCUACGGUCCAGACAGAAGCUUUGCUCCACUUCCUCUAGAUUCUGUCGUCAAAGCUGAGAAGCUAACAUUCACCAACGGCAACUUCACCUGCAGCUUCUUCACUUGAUGUAUCUAUCCCUUCCUAUAUAAUAAUCACUUCACUGUGGUUUUUAUGUAUUGCAUUUUUCACUUGAUGAUUAAACAGAGAGAAUUGUUAUUAUAUAAUUAACUAGCUCUCGCAUUGUUCA